CUUUUAUCAUUUCAGAAUGGAACUUCUUGAGGUAAGAGGGAAGAGCACUCGGGGACUGAGGAAGGUGUUUGUAAUUCUAAGCACCGACAUGGUGGAAGGUUUGUCGCACCUCUUGAUGGUUCGUGCACAGGCUGGUGUACCAUCAACAAACACGUUCCUAUUCUCCAGAUGUACAGAUUCACCACAGGAUGGCUGUGAAGCACUGAGAGUGGUCACAUCUAAGUGUCACAAUCUUGCCUUUCCAGAACGGGUCAGGACAACAAAACUGAGAAAGUAUUUGGCAACUACUACUCAGAUAAUGGAUAUGAGAGAUGAUGAGCUGAAGUUAAUUGCUGAUCACAUGGGACACUCUGUUGCCAUACAUACUGAAGUGUACAGAAUGCAGACGUCAGUGCUUGAACGAACAAAAGUUGCAAGGGCUCUUCUAGCUUUAGAAGAUGGUAAACUACAGGGGUUUAAUGGUCGCAACCUUUCGUCGGUCAGCCUUGAUGAAUUGCCUGAACCUGAACCUGAACCUGAACCUGAACCUUACGAAGCAGGGUCAUUUGAAGAAUUGUCUGAACCAGACAACAGCUAUGAGGAUGUUCCUGAAGUUGAAACAGAAGCUGUACAGAAGCCUCAUGCAUGUACAGGAUCAAAAAAACGAUGGUCGAAAGAGGAGGAGAGUGCUCUACGGGAAGCCUUUGACAUUCAGAUAAAAAUGCAGAAAAACGUUUCAACAAUGGAGAUCAGGAAAGCACAGAAGUGUUAUCCUGUGUUGCAAGGCAGAUCAGAAGCUGUUAUUCGGACAAAAAUAAACAACAUCAAAUUAGGAAAAUACAAAAAAAUUAUGAACUGAAUUCAACCACUGGUAGAUAAGGGUAAUUUAAAAAAAAUAAAGCCAUUGGUUUACAGUUGUAUGAUCAUGAACAUUUUUUGUGUCAGAAUGCAGAAAUUGAUGAGUGAAUUGGACUUUGCAAAGACAUGUGUUUUUGAAAUUAUAAAUGACUUUCACUGUUUAGUUUUCGCAGUGACCUUUGGAGGAAAUUGCUUUUCCAAUCAAUAACUGGAGAACCGUUGGGCCAAGCUUUGUGAAACUUAAUAGGGAGGUUUGUUUUUUAGUUGACCUCUAUUGUUUUUAGGUCAAAGGUCAAAGUGACCUUGUAUGUUCAAACACUGUGAAAGAGUUGGGCCUAAGUUAAAGAAACAUAGUGUAGUUGGCUGUGACCAGUAGAUGGCACCUAUGAAUUUUCAGGUCACAGAAUAAGUUCAAGGUCGUAAGUGCAAUGUUGCAUAUAGAGAUAUUGUAUACUCUCAUUUUGCGACAAAUAUUGGCAUGGGGCAUCUGUGUUGUAUGGACAUAUUUCUAGUUCAUCAAGCGAGUUUGUAUUUGUACCUGCCAUGCACCGGCAUUGACUAAUGGAUCAGUCUGGGUGCAAGGUGUGCAGUCUGAUCUGGGUCACACUGUUUGCUAAUCACCAGUAAUUAUUGUAGAUCUCUUAUGAACAGCAUGGCCCAGUUUAGACUUCGAUCUCAAGAGCAGUUUGGUCUAAGUCAAUGCUGGUUGCUGAUGCAUGAUGGUUGCUUGUUGUACAUCAGACCUUAUUUGUACCUGUUUAAACAUUAUUUUCUUACUUUUGUCAGUUUUUUUUUUUCAUUUGUUGUGUCAUUAUAUUUAAGGUCCAGAAGCACAGUUGUCAAUUACGUUGGAGCAGUAUUAGAGUCACUACAUUACUUAAACAUACUGAUCUUUUUUAGCUAUUGUGAUCACUAGGUUGUCGAUAUUGUCUGCGCCAUCGUCAGCCACGGCGUGCAAAAACUUUUAUGUAAGCCAUAACAUUGCCAUUUAUUAUCGCAAAUGGCAAGAGCUUUCAAAUGGCUAAUAUUUCAUUGAGUGUGACCUUCUUGGUGACCUUCAAAAAAAAGACAAGCAUUGGGGCAUUACGGCUCUUGUUUCAUCAAAAAAAAUAUUUGUUCAAGGUAACUACAAUUAGUCCUCUACAACUUUCACAUUUCAUUUAGUUCAACAGUUCUAUCACAUUUUACAAGUUUUACAUAUUUUUGAGAAAAAAAGUAAAAUUGUGCUACUGUGGACAUUUAUUGUUUUACUCUUUUUUAUUAUUAAUUAAUAAUCUUUAAGAUUGGUAUCUUCAUUCCAUUUUGGACAUGGUCUGGUCAGUAUUAGUAUUAUACAUAUGAAUGUUAGAAGGUUCAUAUAUAUAUAUGUUUGCAAUUACAAGAUAAAAAUGCAGAUACUAUUGCAGCCAAAUUGUGUUACAAUGUAUUACUAUCUGAUGUGUUGUGUGUCAUUGAAUAGCAUAAUCCAUGAGACAUCUUGCACCCAAGCUGAUCCAGGCAAAUGCUGGUCAUGCCCAAAGAAUUUUAUCUGCCAUUGAUUCUUAGAAUUGUAAGGUUUGUGCCCAGCACAUCAUCAGGCACAUUGAAUUUUUACCGUAAUGUAACAAUAAUACAUUGUUCUGGUUCUUACAUAGUUUCAAAUCGUGUAUUACUGUAUACAAAGUUCCCAUUUUAUGUCAUGGGCACAUGCAAGAUGCACAGAGUUGGCAAUAUUGAUAGUCCAGCAAUAUCAGUAGAUUUCUAUAUGAAAUGUAUAUAAACAGAAAUUUCAUUUUCUUUUAAUUUCAUCAUUUCUGGUCAUAUACCUAUCGUUCAUAUUUCAUUGGAAAGCUCUUGAAAUUCUUAAUUUGAAGAUGUCAUAAUUAAAAACUAAAAAUGAGGUUAAACAAACAGACCAUUUAUUGUUCAAUGUUCUUUUCAGUCAAAUUGUGGAAAAAAAAUCAUAUAGUGUAACUUUUAUGCUUAUAAUUUUCUGUAGACAAUAUUAUAUUGUAAAAUAUAUUUAUAUCUAAAAUGCAAAAUGAAUAACCGUUAAAAUGAUACCAUUUUGAGCUCACCUGAGCACGAAGCUUUUAGGAUCACCUUACGUCCGUUGUCCGUGGUGUGUCAACCUGCUUCAAAUGACAUCUCCUAAACUAUGCCAAUUUUGAUAAAACUUUACAAGAAUGAUCAUUGGGUGACCCUAUACUAAAAUUGCUUUAUUUGUUCUGCUUUUGUUGCACAAGAUGACUAUCAUUACUAAAAAUAAAAAAAUCUUUAAGUGGCAUAUUCUUUUAAACCACUACGCCAAAUUUGCCAAAUAAGUUUACAGAAGUGAUCCUUGGGUUAUUCUUGACAAAAUUGAUUAAAUCAUUUCUUUAUGAUGCAAGAGAUGGCAGUUGUCGCUAGAACAUUAUUGGAUAUUUUGACAUGAACUAGUAUACUAAUUGUUCAGGUGAGUGUCUAAGGGCCCUCGGGCCAUCUUGUUAAUAUACCUUUUCAGAGCUGUUAACAAUAUUUUUUAUAUUAAGUUAAAAAUAACAGAAGCUAUUAACAUUUUCCCCCACUGUAAUUGUAAACUAUCAAAAUGGCUGCCAGAUUAUUGUAAAUAAGAACAAUAUAACUCUUAUCAGAUAGAAAAAUUGGUGCUUUGAAAACUAUAUUGAUAUUUUAUCUGUUUCUAUGUAUAGACGGCUUUGUAAAUUUCAUACAAUGAAUAGUUGGUUUCCUAUUGAACUAUUACGCCAUUUUGGCAUAGAACGUAACCAAAGAAUAUGUACUUUGUGAAGUUGUUUAGGUGAUGAGUUUCAGUACUGUUUCAGUCACUUUAAAUCUACACGUAAAAAAAUAUUUAUAAAUAUUUUAGAAUUCAUCCUCUUAUAAAAUGGAAAAGUUAAUGAAUACGUAAUAUACAUCUGUACUUUUUAAAGUUAGUAUUAUUUUGUAAAAUUGUUAUGAAUAAUUUUAUUCAUUAUAAAUCAUGUCAUGGAUUUUUAAUUACAUGUAAAUCUUAGUAUUGUGCUAUAGUCAUAAUUCUUUUAACUACAUUGUGAAAGUGUGACUUAGUGCUACUUUGACAUAAUAUAAUUGUUGUAAUAUCCUAAAAUCUGUUGUAAGUUUUGUUGCUUGUUAAUACAGUUCUACCGGUACUUGUUCUUGAGUUCAUAUUACUUUAGAAAUUAAUUAUGUUAGAUGUAUGUGUUUACAUCACACACAAUUGUGAUUCUACUGUAUAAUUAUAUAAGUAAAUAUGUCCAAUCUAGAAUCUGUUUUAUACUGAUUGCAUAAUUACCUUAAAGAUCGCUCACUGUUUAGCCCUUACAAUGCUGGAACCGAGUAUACUCGUCUUUUGCAAACAGUGUAGACCCAGAUCAGAGGG
Molecule: messenger RNA, 4195 nt
Organism: Mya arenaria
Lineage: Eukaryota; Metazoa; Mollusca; Bivalvia; Myida; Myidae
Exons: 4
Coding region: 17-838 (273 amino acids)
Source: RefSeq, a predicted model, not a curated record